Messenger RNA from Echinops telfairi (small Madagascar hedgehog), 1795 nucleotides. It is a transcript of the gene RAB37, whose product is annotated as RAB37, member RAS oncogene family. The record is from RefSeq and is a predicted model, not a curated record. Gene Ontology annotation, molecular function: GTP binding; GTPase activity. Gene Ontology annotation, cellular component: endosome; Golgi apparatus. The transcript has 10 exons. NCBI's taxonomy places the organism in Eukaryota, Metazoa, Chordata, Mammalia, Afrosoricida, Tenrecidae. The coding region runs from base 86 to 850 and encodes 254 amino acids.
ACCCAGCGGAGCCCGGACGCGGCUUCUGCGAGCGCUGACGCAGAGCGUGGGGCGAGCGGGGUGGACAGCGAGCUACAAGUCCGGCAUGGACCUGCAGAGACCCGACUCCUACCAGGGGGGAGCUCGCCCGGACUUCCACGAGCACAUCUUGCAUAAGACCAUCCUGGUGGGCGACAGUGGCGUGGGGAAGACAUCUCUGCUUGUUCAGUUCGACCAGGGCAAGUUCAUCCCCGGCUCCUUCUCAGCAACUGUGGGCAUCGGAUUCACAGUGAUGCUCCUGGGGGAUUCAGGCGUCGGCAAAACCUGCUUCCUGAUCCAAUUCAAAGACGGGGCCUUCCUGUCCGGGACCUUCAUAGCCACCGUCGGCAUAGACUACAGGAACAAGGUGGUGACCGUGGAUGGUGUGCGGGUGAAGCUGCAGAUCUGGGACACUGCAGGGCAGGAGCGCUUCCGCAGCGUCACACACGCCUAUUACCGAGAUGCCCAGGCCCUGCUCCUGCUGUACGACAUCACCAACCAGUCAUCCUUCGACAACAUCCGGGCCUGGCUCACCGAGAUCCAUGAGUAUGCCCACAGGGAUGUGGUCAUCAUGUUGCUAGGCAAUAAGGCGGACGUGAGCAGUGAACGGGUGAUCCGCUCCGAAGACGGGGAGACGCUGGCCAGGCAGGAGUACGGAGUGCCAUUCAUGGAGACCAGCGCCAAGACGGGCAUGAACGUGGAGCUAGCCUUUCUAGCGAUUGCCAAGGAGCUGAAAUACCGGGCCCGGCAGCAGGCCGACGAACCCAGCUUCCAGAUCCGAGAUUACGUCGAGUCCCAGAAGAAGCGGUCUGGCUGCUGUGCCUUCCUGUGACAGCCAAUGGGCGGGGCGGGGCGGGGCGGCGGCUCGGGAGGCCCCCCGCAUGCAGCCCUCUUGGGGCACCCAGUCUGCUCCCCAGAGGCUGAGCGAUGGGGUUGAGAGCUGGGAGCCUGGGACCCAACCCCUUCCAAGAGCAAGCUUACCUCCGGCUCCUACCCUACUUCCUGUAGCUUCCCUGCCGCCGGGGGAGGGUAAAGGAGUUCUAGUUCACUUAAUGUAACAAGAUUUAAGACCGAAAGAGAGGGCGUGUCAGGGUCCCCAGAAGGCAGAGGCUGGGGCCUGGUUGGCCUCUGAGAUUUAGGACAGGUAAAGAGGCUGGGCCGGCCCCCGGGCUGUGACAAAGGUGUCAAUGCUCCAGCCCAACAGCAGGAGGCACCAGUGCACCGCUACUGGUACCUGGUACCCGGGGCGUGGCAGGUGACUGUCCAGAAAGAGGCUGUGCAGACCCCCAGCCCUCUGGUUUCUACCACCUCCCCAGGGAUCCGUCUUUCCCGGUAAGAUGAGCCUUGUACUGGAAGCAGGACCAGACUCAGGGAAGAGAAGCGAUGUGGUCUGAGAAGGCUCAGCUCCCUGGAAGGCAGGAAGAAAGGUGCCUGAGAUUCAAGUUUGUUGGGUGACCUCCUGGCCUUACUAACCUUGCCCCAUGCAGCAGACAAGCACCUGGGGGCACCUGGGGAAAUUUGGUUCCUCUUCUCUGGACGUCAGAUCCUAGGGAAGACGCUCCUACCUGAACUGCUCAUCUGACGCAUUUUUCUACCUUAUCCCCUGGGCAGACACCUAGGGUCAGAAAAGGGAUCAGGUUUGCUUCUUGUCCCAAACUGAUGGCAGCCACUCAACCCCACAGGGUGCUUUCCAAGCAACAGGGGUGCUUCAAGUAGUUAAGAGCCACAUUUUAAAAGGAAAUGCCUGGCCCCAGCUGCAGGUGAGAAGCAGGCUCCC